CUCGCCACGACACAUGGGAUGGAUCUAUUAUUGAUUCAAUUUGUUUCGAGAGUUCAGAAAAGACCCACCUACAGGAACCGACUCCUCAGUGGUCUGCUCCCCCCCUCCCGUUCUGUCUCUGUCGUCUCCUUCGCGCUACGCACGGGAGAAGCAGCAGUCUGCGCUGAGCCGAGCGCAAAUACAAGUAUCUUAUAGAUAAAGUACAGUUUGCGCCACUUUUGCAUUUUUUUUUUGGUUCCUCCAGACUCUCAAUGGGACCAGACGACUGAGACGAGCCCGUUGCAUCUAUCCCCCCCCCCGCCCCGGAGCCGAAGCCAUGGACUGUUGCGCACAUGUUUCGGUGCGCCUCUCCUUCCCUGGAUAUUUACGCAUCGCGCUGCUGUGGGUCGUGCAAUUACGAGCGCUCGCCCAACAUGCGCCAGAGUGUUUCCCAGGAGGCCACCGGACUUUGCGUAGCCCCUACCGCAGUGUCGACUUUGACUCCACAGAGAUCCAGAACACUGCCAUCCAGGAUCUGAUCUGUGACCACUCGCUGUCGCCGGGCUGGUACAGGUUCAAGAUCAACAACAAGCCGGCGGAGAUGCCGACCACCUGCAUUGAGAUGAACCGCUGUGGCACGCAGGCUCCCGUGUGGCUGUCGCUAAAGGACGCCUCCCUGCCGCGGCCCGGCGAGGUCCGCCAGCUCUCCGCAUGCGCCACCUGGCAGUUCUUCCACGGCAGCGCCAAAGAUUGCUGCCUCUUCCGCAUCCCCAUCACGGUGCGGAACUGCGGCGAGUUCCUGCUCUACCACCUGCAGCCCACGCAGGGGUGCAUGGGAUACUGCGCCAAAGUGACUCCCAAUUUGGGACCAAGACUCUGCCCCCCAGGUGAGGUGGAAGUCAACGGCCAAUGCAAAGCUGCUGUCCCAUCCCUGCCCAUGUGGCCGGUGAUCGCCCCGGAGCUGAUCGGCCACAGCGUCCACCUGAGGUGCUCCUUCGUGCCGCCGCCGUGGAGCCAGCCACUGGGCUUCCAGGUGGUUUGGGCUAGACACAUCGGCCACAGCAUGAAGGCCGAGAUCAGGCAGGAAUCCACGCUGAAGCCCUUCUCUCUGGCGGAGAUGGAUGGGGUUCACUUCAGGCUCGGGGAAACGUUCUCCUGCAGUGUGUCAACUUUCCGAGCCAACUCCAGCCACACCAGGUCUACCCCGAAAGAAAGCGAGAGUUUCUACGCGGGGCUGAAGUUUUCCCCGGACUCGCUCCACGUAGCAGAGAACAGACAGGAGCAUGAGGUGACCAUCCACAGCACAGUGCCCGUCCCCUGCUACAUCUCCGACCACGGCCACCAAUGUGGAGUCCCUCUGGCUCUGAGCGUCCACGAACCAGACAGUCUUGGACACGAGGCCUCAAACGUGGCGCUGUCCGCCUGCCAGGUGGAGCUCCGGGCCGACGCCUGUGGCAACGCCAGGUGUGGUCAGACAACGUUCGUCGUCACCGCCGUCACAGACUUCACGCGGGACGGGAACCGUCCGAGCCUGAUCGGUGUUCAGCCCGGACCCAACGCACCGCGACUCUGGAGGAGCUACGUCCCGACGUCCCUUAAAGUCACUGUCCAGGACGUUCCUACCGCCAUGUGCUACUCCCUGACUGACCCACACGUCAUUACGCUGGACGGCAGGCGUUAUGAAAACCACCAGACUGGCACGUUUGUCCUGUACCGGAGCCUCGCCCGGGAGUUUGAGGUCCACUCUCGCCAGUGGGACUGCGGCAGCCGACACUACGCCGUCGCGUGCAACUGCGGCGUCGCGGUGCGAGAGGGCAACGAGGUCGCCGUGUAUGACAUGUGCAAUGGCCAGCUGCAGGAGACCAGACCACAACUCACCCUGAAGAGCCUCGGUGACGAGGGCAGCCGGGUCAGGGUGCUGGAGUCCCACCUGGGGAAGAAGGUCACCUUGAUCUUUCCUUCCGGGGCCUUUGUUAGGGCCGACGUUGGCGAUUGGGGGAUGAGCCUGUCCAUCCGAGCGCCCAGCGUAGACUACAGAAACACCAGAGGCCUCUGCGGCACCUUCGAUCGCAAUGGCAACAAUGAUUUCCACAGCUCUGACGGAGGCUCCUAUGGCCCCGAUGACCUGCCUCGCUUCAUACAGGGCUGGAGGAUAGCUCCAGGUGAGAGUUUAUUUGACAAGACACCUCCCGGGACUACACAGGAGUUCAGGCGACCCUUCUGUCAGUGCCACAAGGGAUACAGCACUUCUCAUCACGCUGGCAGAGGGAUGAGGAACCUGUACAAUCCUUCCGCUCACGCCGACUGCGUAGCUCAUGAUAAUGUGGAUUACACAUCUGUGUUCCCCUCUAUGGACACGACCGUGGAAUACAUCAGGAGUCCAGGAAGAGAGGAAAGCAUCCUGGAUAUGUCUGACUUUAACAGUCACCCUCUGGAGAGGAGGCACCUUCGGUUUCAGCGUGAGAACGAGCAAGACAGUGGUCUUGAACUAGACGGCGAGUUCAGGGAGGAUUAUCUGCUUUCCACUGUCAGGCAGAGGAGACAGGCAUCAUUUGAAUUCCAGUCUGCCCAAAGCCUCAGUCAGGCCGAACUGGAGAAUUUGGCUUACUUUUUCCCCGACGAUCACCUGGCAGCGGCCCGACCGGAGGUGCAACCUCAGUGGCCCACACCAAGUGGCCUGAGCUCGGCCAAAGCUCUGGAGGUGUGUCAGAUGGCUUUGGCCAACUCCACCGUUGGCACAGUGUGCCGGGGACUUCUGGGACGGCGCCUGGACGAGGCGGUGGAUCUCUGUAUCCUGGACCUGCAGCUCAAAGACGACUUGGGCUGGGAGGAGGCACUGCUGCCGUACCUGGAGAAUGAGUGCGAGAGGAGGCUGCUGGAAAACCGGACCCAGAGAGCUUUGGAGGUGUCAGGUCCACCAGGGGUGUCUGGGGAAGUGAUGACGGCACUGCGCUGCCCCAACUUUUGCAAUGGAAAUGGCGAGUGUACAGAAUGGGGCUGCCAGUGCUAUCCCAGCCACAGCUUCUAUGACUGCAGCCUGGCUAUCAGCCAGCCAGUAGAGUUAACAGACUUGGAGAACAGUGGGUUGUGUGACAUCCGAGCCUUUGACUGUCGCAACGUUCGAGUCUUCGGCCUCGGCUUCAUCGACUCUCCUGACCUCAGCUGUCACGCCACCAGACUGAAGUACAUGAAUGGAGUUUGGGCCGCGGGGGAAAAACAGAGGACAAAAGCCACCUUUCUCAGCUCCAAAGCGUUAGACUGUGCCGUCCCGUCUUUGAGCAACACGGCUGUCAACACAGAAGAUUUCAUGAUGGAUGACAAACCAUAUGCACGCUGGGAGAUCAAGGUGACCAACGAUGGCUCCCAGUACAGCCAGGCCAAGGUGCUGACAAUCUACGACGGGGUCUGCCAGGUCUGCCAGGCAUUGCGUUCAGGACUCUGUAAGUUAAAGGAGCGGACGUGUAACAUCGAGGGGAUGUGUUUUGCAGAGGGAGACUCCAAUCCCGGCAGCCCCUGCCUCCUCUGUGACCCGGACACCUCCAAAUUCACGUGGUCUGUGAACCAAGUCAACGAGCCACCAGCCUUCCACCGACCUCAAAGUGACCUGCGGACGUUUGCCGGGGAGAACUUUGUCUUCCAGUUUGCGGCAUCGGACCCCGAGGGCUCGGCGCUCCUCUUCCAGCUGGAGGAGGGUCCGACGGGGGCCGUUCUCUCUCCGGCCGGCCUCCUUAUCUGGAGGGUCCCAGUGCUUCCGGAGGAGCAGGGACGUCGGUCGAGCCACUCAUUCCACUUCGCGCUGUCCGACGAGUGCAACGCCCAGAGCACCUUCACUGUGCAGAUUGACGUGGUGCCAUGCGGCUGCCGAAAUGGCGGCACUUGCGUGCCUGACGUCAGCUUCCCUGCCGGCAGCGGGAAGUACCUGUGUGUGUGUCCUGAGGGCCGGCAGGGCGAGCUCUGCGAUGAGGGCGAAGACGACUGUCUGUCGGCGCCGUGCGCGGCCGGCGAGUGCGUCAACGCGGUCGGCGGGUACAGAUGCGAGUGUCCUGCAGGGUUGAGAGGUGUAACAUGUCUGGAAGAUGUCAACGAGUGUGAAAGAAAGCCCUGUUUCCCAGGAGUUCAGUGCUUCAAUAGCUUCGGCUCCUACGGCUGUGGCCCCUGCCCCAAGGGCAUGCUGGGAAAUGGGACGAAAUGUGUGGCAGUCGUCAGGCCGGCCACCGUCACUCCCACAUCUGCUCCUCGUACGACUGUCUUCAACGCACCAGAUGUUUUGCUGGGACCCCCCAAAACUAAGACAGACACUUUCCAGAAGACCUCAAGCGGUAGCUCCCCGCAGACGAGGGCUGAGGCGGCGAAGACAAUUCCAAGAAUUGACCCAGGGCGAUCACAGGCCAAGACCACCACUUGGAGAAAGACUCCAGGAAUGAUCCUAAAUCCGACUCUAAGCAAGCCAGUUACCAGCAAGAGCAUCACAGCUAUUGCAUCAAGUCUCUCCCAUACAAAGACAGAUGCGUCGAGAGGAAACCAAGGAAGUGACUUCCAGCCUCCCAGGAUUAACACAGACGCACUCAAGAACAUUUCGGGAAUUACAUCAGACCAAGUCAAGGCUGAUCAGUCCAAAAUCAGCAACACUAUAGUCAAGACACCCGCUGUAGCCCAACCACCAGGAAAUGGCAGAUCAGCUUUAGGUUCGGUUCCGUUUCCAGCUGUCAAUGUGUCGGCUACGUGUGCCAGCAGGCCCUGCUUUCCCGGGGUCCAGUGCAUCAACCGCAGGCCUCCACACGUGGGCUACGCCUGUGGCCGCUGCCCGCCCGGCCUUUACGGCAACGGACGUGUCUGUAUGAAGAACGCCAAGGCAGCAUCCAAUCACCUCCCCCAGCAGCAGACAGAGGGCAAGACCAGCCGAUCCCCGCACGGAAUUGGCAGCAAGGUCUCCCAGCUCCACCUGCCCAACCUGCCCAGCAGACACGGUAUCAAACACCUGUCCUCCUUGUCCGUCACCAGACCGCACCAGGAGAAAGCACUGCCGCGCCAGGUUCCUGCAACGGGGAGGGGAGGGGGCACUGGGAGGAGAGAGGCCAUGACUGCUUCCAGAGACGUCACAAAAACAUCGCUGAGCACCGUCCACGUCAGUGCAAACACCCACGUCGCCCGGCAAAGUGCCAACUCUAGGUCAGACGCUAGGACAUUGGCGACAACUAGUACCACCGCCUCCAGAAAGUUCCAAGUCUCCCGUGUGACUGUCUCCCAGAAGGCUGAAGCCGCACUGACCGGUGCCACACCUUUCAGGGUAACCCCGCCCGCUCCGCAUCUCUCCACUCGUGAGGUGACACAGUCCAAACACACAACCAAGCCUCAGCCCAACCACCUGGCGUCCACCCAGGCCAAACUCUGGACCGCCCCUAGACCGGCUCUCCCACUCACGGCGGCCCUCACCGCUCUGUCCUACUCGCUGUCCGAGACGGAGUUCUCCGCAGACGGAGACGAGGCCGAGCCGGGAUCCGAAAGCGCAGAGAUGCCGCAGGUGGUCCCGGCGUUGACCUUCACAACACCGGGCAAGACGUUCUACGGCGCCCCGUUACAGAGAGCUGCCUCUGUCCAGCCGGGGGUCAGGAGUGGUACAACAAUCGACAGACAUGCGACGACCUGCGACGACCUGCCGUGCUUUCCUGGCGUCCAGUGUGAACCUGUCGCGCAAGGUGGCUUCAGCUGCGGGAGGUGCCCUGUGGGAUACACUGGUGAUGGACGAGCUUGUCGAGCUGUUUGCAGGCAUACAUGCGGUAGGAACAUGGUGUGUGCUGCGCCGAAUACGUGCCGCUGCAAGCCAGGCUUCACUGGAUAUGAUUGUCAGACAGCAAUCUGUGAUCCGGAGUGUAUGAACGGGGGCGUCUGCCUCGCUCCAGGCGUGUGUCAGUGUCUGAGAGGUUUUCAAGGUGAAACUUGCCAGGAAGCUCUGUGUGGCGUACCAUGUGAAAACGGAGGCACCUGUGUGGGACCGCAGACUUGUUCCUGUCCUUAUGGGUUCGUUGGACCCCGAUGUGAGACCAUGGUGUGUAACCGCCACUGUCACAACGGAGGUGAGUGUGCGUCUCCGGAUGAGUGCACGUGUCUGCCAGGCUGGACCGGACCAUCUUGUGAAACCGCUCUCUGCUCUCCUGUCUGUCUGAAUGGAGGCUCGUGUGUUCGGCCGGAAGUAUGCGAGUGUCCCCAUGGCUUCUACGGAGCACAGUGUCAGAACGCUGUGUGUACUCCACCCUGUAAAAACGGUGGUGUAUGUAUGAGGAACAACAUCUGCUCCUGUCUACAGGGAUACAUCGGGAGGCGCUGCGAGAAAAGUGUGUGUGAGCCCAUGUGUAUGAACGGCGGCCGGUGUGUGGGUCCAGAUGUUUGCGAUUGUCCGUCGGGUUGGCGCGGGAGGAGGUGUGAUAAACCCAGUUGUCUGCAGAGGUGUUUGAACGGAGGCGAGUGCGUGGGUCCCAACACCUGCCACUGCGCCCCGGGGUGGCAAGGCAUGCUGUGCCAGAUCCCUCACUGUGAACAAAAAUGUCUGUACGGCAGCCGGUGUGUCCAACCGAAUGUCUGCGCCUGCCGGAGCGGAUACUCGGGCUCUCUCUGCUCCAGGAGGCUCCCUAUUGUCCAAGGUUGAGAUCCACAGCUGGAGUCCGAUUAGCACCCAUAAAUCCUUCAGGUGAUCCCGGAGCCGUCGGCGCAGAGCAUCGUCAGAAGAAAAAGUGUCUAAAGUUCUCCCCCACUGGAUUACACUGCAAAGUUCAAAUUCUGUGCAAACCAAGCAGAACAAAGUCUCACUCCAAAGGUCAGAUUCAUCUCUGAGUCCAGUACAGGACCUGGCCUUGCUCUUAAACAGGAAGCAGGGGGGCGGGGGGGACAGUCAGACUUUGUGCUUGUUGCACUUACUACUUUUAUUUCUUUGUCCUGCAUCUCUAGCUACAGCAAGUGGUGCCAGGUAGAAAUAUGAUGAGGUGGAGGGCGAUAAAUUGUGUAUUCCAAGAGUAAACUUCAAAUUAUCUCACAUUAUUGCUCACGGUUUCUGCUUCUAGUCUACGUUUUAAGAUGGGCUAAUAGGACUGGCUCCAUCAGCUGAUACUUUAUUCAUCGAUAAUCAUUCUCUCAUUUUUAACCUGUAGCCGAGGUCAUAAACCCCGCUCGGAUACUUUUAUUUUUUUUCUCUCUAAGUGCCAUCAUUGCCAGGUUCUACACUCCAAACCCAACCAUCUGUAUGCAUAUUUAUUUAUUUGGUUGUUUUAUACUGUUGCAUAUUUCUCAUUGUAUAUAUCUUAAUCGCUGUGUAAUCUAUGUUAUUUCUUAUUAAAGCAUUGAUUAUUUGUUGUUUUGUAAGAAAACAAAUAAAGAUCCUAAUAAGGUA
Molecule: messenger RNA, 7360 nt
Organism: Scophthalmus maximus (turbot)
Lineage: Eukaryota; Metazoa; Chordata; Actinopteri; Pleuronectiformes; Scophthalmidae
Product: von Willebrand factor D and EGF domain-containing protein
Exons: 33
Coding region: 317-6622 (2101 amino acids)
Biological process (GO): anatomical structure development
Cellular component (GO): cell surface; extracellular region
Molecular function (GO): signaling receptor binding; calcium ion binding
Source: RefSeq, a predicted model, not a curated record